CAUGGUGUCAGGGACGCGCCUAGUCACGGGAACGGUCCGGAGCGCGUUCACGAGGUGCAAGAUCGCGCUUUAACAGUGAAGAGUAUCAAACAGCGUGUGGGGAUCCAACCUAAUGCUUUACAUUGGGUCACAACGACCAGUCAAUGAUUUGCGCCGUGUAUUUGCGUUCCUGUCCGGCGUUUAUUUUGCAAACCUUUUCAUUUUUGCACGGGAGGACACUGACAUAGCAAACUCAUCUGUAUGAUAGGGGAGCAGGAGCACACAGUAUGGUCCGGGAAACCAGACAUUUAUGGGUGGGAAAUUUACCCGAAAAUGUACGAGAGGAGAAAAUCAUUGAGCACUUCAAGCGAUAUGGACGUGUGGAGAGUGUCAAGGUCCUGCCCAAGCGGGGUUCAGAAGGUGGAGUUGCUGCCUUUGUGGAUUUUGUGGACAUUAAAAGUGCUCAGAAGGCUCACAAUGCUAUCAACAAGAUGGGGGACAGAGACCUGCGCACUGAUUACAAUGAACCAGGCACAAUUCCUAGUGCCGCAAGAGGGCUGGACGAUAGUCUGUCCUUAAGCUCUCGUGGCCGGGAUGUAUCAGGGUUCACAAGAGCGGCAGGGGGGGCCGUGUAUGUGCCCCCCACGUCGCUCCACAGCAGAGAUGGACGCUAUGAACGCAGACUAGACGGGUCGGCUGAAAGUCGGGACCGGGCGUACGAUCACAGUGCCUAUGGACAUCAUGAGCGUCCUGGUAGCAGCUUUGAACGCCAGCGGCACUAUGAAACGGACUAUUAUCGCGAUGCGAGAGAGAGGACUCUAAGCAAUGCAGGAAGCGGGUCUGGUACCUCAAGUGGAAGUGUUUCAACGGGCUCGUCAGGAGUUGGUGGAACUAUUGUUAGCACUGUUGCGGGCAACACAGGGACAAGUGGGUCAGCAGGGGCUACAUCAGGAGGAAGCGGGGGAUCUUCAUCAAGUGCAGUUGGCUUCUACCGCUCCCACAGCAGGAGCCCUUGCCGCUUUGAGACACCAGAGCCUCGCUAUGAGCCUCGCACCAGGGAACCCUUUACUUUGGCCAGUGUCGUUCAUAGGGACCUUUAUCGGGAGGACAGAAGUCGACGCGGGGAUCGAUCGUACCGCCACAGUCGAAGCAGGUCUCCUCACUCAACACAUUCACGAAAUCCCUCUCCUCAGAGACUGGCGAGUCAGGCUACACGUCCUGCACGCUCCCACAGUGGGUCAGGCUCCCGCAGCCGCUCCUCCAGUUCAGACUCAGUCAGCAGUACCAGCAGCAGCACGAGUGGCAGCGAUUCCAGCAGUAGUUCCAGUGAUGACUCUCCUGCACGCUCAGUGCAAUCUGCUGCUGUCCCUGCACCCUCAGCUCUUCCUUUAUCCUCCAUUGACAAGGAUGAACCACGUAAAAGUUUUGGAAUAAAGGUUCAAAAUCUUCCUGUGCGCUCUACAGAUACAAGCCUGAAGGAUGGCUUGUUCCAUGAAUUCAAAAAACAUGGAAAAGUCACAUCUGUACAAAUCCAUGGAGCGUCAGAGGAACGCUAUGGGCUCGUCUUUUUUCGACAGCAAGAGGACCAAGAGAAAGCACUCGGCGCAUCAAAGGGGAAACUGUUUUUUGGCAUGCAAAUUGAUGUCACAGCCUGGAAUGGCCCUGAGACAGAAAGUGAAAACGAAUUCCGGCCUUUGGACGAGAGGAUAGACGAGUUUCAUCCAAAAGCCACACGGACAUUAUUUAUUGGAAACCUGGAGAAAACGACCACUUACCAUGACCUGCUAAACAUCUUUCAACGCUUUGGAGAAAUAGUGGACAUUGACAUCAAGAAGGUGAAUGGAGCCCCUCAGUAUGCCUUUCUACAAUAUUGUGAUAUUGCCAGUGUCUGUAAGGCCAUAAAGAAGAUGGAUGGCGAGUACCUUGGCAACAACAGACUAAAACUUGGGUUUGGAAAGAGCAUGCCUACUACAUGUGUAUGGUUGGAUGGAUUAGCAUCAAACACAACAGAGCAGUUCCUAACCCGCCAUUUCUGCCGAUAUGGACAUGUUGUCAAGGUUGUAUUUGACCGGAUGAAAGGAAUGGCCCUUAUCCUGUAUAACAACAUCGAAUAUGCACAAGCUGCUGUCAAAGACACAAAAGGGUGGAAGAUAGGGGGCAGUAAGAUCAAGGUGGACUUUGCCAACCAAGAGAGUCAGAUGGCUUUUUAUCGCUCCAUGCAGGCAUCUGGCCAGGAUAUUCGAGACUUUUAUGACAUUCUCUCUGAAAGAAGGGAUGAUCGCCGAACUCAGUACGAGUUCCAAGCUGAAAGACAAUAUUACGAAAAUGUACGAACACCAGGAACCUAUACAGAAGAUCCACGGCGUAAAUACACCUCAAGAAGUCGGGAGUUCUACACUGAAUGGGACCCAUAUCAGGGAGAUUACUAUGAUCCACAGUACUUUGAAGACCCUCGGGAAUAUCGAGAAUACAGAGCUGAUCCUUAUGAGCAGGACAUCCGUAAAUACAGCUAUUUGCAGCGGGAACGAGAAAGAGAGAGGGAACGCUUUGAAACAGAUCGUGGACGUGAUCAUGGGAGGAGGACCGUUGAGCGCAGCCAAAGCCCAUCUCACAUAGCUUCUAGACGUCCUGCUAGCCCUACUGCAUCUCCUUCACUCUCUGAAAGGAUACCGAGUGAUUCAGACCGCCGUAUUUGUUGCCGAUCUUCUGAAAGAAGUGGCAGCUGCAGUUCAAUAUCACCCCCAAGAUUUGAAAAACUUGAAAAGGCACGAACUGAAAGGUAUAAUAAAACUGACAAACUUGAGAAGGAUCGAGUGUUCGAUAUUGAAAGAGGGGGUCUGGUUGAAAAGGAGAAGAGAGCCGGGCGUAAAGAUCGAGGGGACAAGGACAAAAGUGACAAACAAAGACUUAAGAAGCUCAAAGUCACAUCACCGAUCAUACAACCAUGUGAGGUGGAACCAGAACUUGAAAGAGAUGUAAGCCCAGAGUCAGUUCUUCGAACCAAACACAGUAAAGCUGCAAAGGAGGGCUUGAGUAAAACAAGGUUAGACCUUCUGCCUUGUGUUGUGCAGUUAACACGUGUCAAAGAAAAAGAAGGAAAACUAAUAGGUCAUUCUGUCCAAGAGAAACCAUCACAGAGGGGUGGGAUGGACAGUCCUAGAUUGGCCUCGCCCUCAUCUGACCAGAAGAGUCCUCCAUUCCGCCCAGAACCAUCAAAACUGGAUAUGUCAAAGCAUGGAAAGCUGCCAAGAGACAAAAAUAUUCACAGUUUGGUGGAGGUUAUGGAAAAGGAUGCUAAGAUCAAAUCCAAAAAACAUGGAAAAUCUGAAAUGGGAUUUGACAGUGGUAUUUCUGUUGAUAUAGACCGUUUGGCUGCAAGAAAGAGACGUUUUGAAGACUCUGGGAAAAUUGAUAGACCGAAAAGAACUAGUGAGGAGGAUCUUGUUAGAUCUGGACUUCAUAAACUAUGGAACCAUACAAGGGACACGGAUUCAGAGAAGAACCUUCUGACUAAAGGGAUCCACAAAAAGGAGCACCACAAAGAAAAAAGUGCCAGGGUUGUCUCACUCAACAGUCCUAAAGAUGUACGAGACUAUGAAAGCAACUCAGCAAGCCUGUCUAUGGAGCGGCAGUCACAACUAGAGGAGCCUCAUGAAGACACUACUCAGCAGUUAGACUCUCCAUAUCUUAAAAUGGAUUUAGAAAGCUCAAAGAGUGAGAACAGCCCCAUUCACAUAAAGAUGUCAGAUCAUGGCAGCCUUGAUUUAGAGGAAUUCAAAGAACAACAGAAACAGGUUUUGUCUGAAAUUGAGCAAGGAAGAGGGAAGUGCAAAGACUCAGAUGAUGGAAAUGAACAUCUUGUGCAUAUUGACCAGAAUAAUAUUUGCACUGAACAAACUGAACAGGGUCAGUGGCUCCACUCUAAGAUUGGUGAUCCUGAUAAGUUACUCAAGUAUGAAAAUCCAUCAAGUAAUGACUCUAGGAAUUUUGAAAAAGAUUAUAUCUUGCAUGACGUUGGAAAACGACUUCAGGAUAUGGCUAGUGAUGACUUCUCUUCCUCUAAACGAAAGAAACUACAAAAUUUUGACUUUGAAAUGGUACCCACAAAAAGAGAGCGCAACUUUGCUGGUUACCAAAAGUUGAAUGAGGACAUUUAUCAGAGUAUAACAUCCUCAAUGGCGCAUGGGCACUUUUCCGCAAAUGAGGAUGAAGAGACUGCCCAGAUUUCUGUAUCAAUAACAAACAAACAAAGAAAAUCUCCAACAACAGACAGUUCAUUUUCACACUCAGAUUUGCUGAAAAACAGUUUUGGCCUGACAGAGUCACAUUUCCAGUCUUCUGACACUGAGCUCCCAAAGCUUAAGACGAACCUGUUUGGCUGUGAUGAGGAGUUAAUGCAACGCUGGGAAAGACGUCUCAAGUCUGAUUCACUCAGGAUGGAAAUGACUUUCCCAAGUGAUACUUCGAAACGUGAGGGCAUCCGCAAACGCCUCGGUCAGGAUUUGGAACCUGGAGAAGUUCAGUCUGACUCAGAUGAUGAUGGAGACAAACACAUUUCUCCCAAGUCCAAUAGUUCCUUGUCCUACAUCCUGAGGGAACGUGAUGAGAGGAUGACAGACCUGAAGUUUUCAAGCUCCUUGGAGAAGAAUAAGUUUUAUUCUUUUGCUUUAGAUAAAACUAUAACCCCAGACACAAAAGCACUUCUUGAACGAGCCAAAACACUAUAUUCCACCAGAGAAGAUAAUUGGUCAUUUCUCCCUUCACGCUUUCCAGUCUCCCACAGCUGUUCAGAUAAGGACAAGGUGGAGCUAGCCCCUCGCCCAAUUCCUUCUUGGUAUAAGAAAAAGAUUCGCACUGACUCUGGUGAAAAGCUGCAUGAUAAAAAAGAAGAAAUAAAGCCACAAGACCAAGAGCGUCAGGAUCUGUUUGCCUCUCGCUUCCUGCACAGCUCAAUUUUUGAGCAAGAUUCAAGACGCUUGCAGCAUCUUGAACGUAAAGACCAAGACUUAGAAACUGGUAUUGUUAGGCCUUCUGCAAAACCAGGUGCCACUGAGGCACAGUCUGAAUCUGGAACAGGUGAUCCCCCACAAGAACCUAUAGUGCUUUUCCAUAGUCGAUUUUUAGAGCUUCAACAACAGAAGGACAAAGACCAUCCUCCACAUGAUGGAGAGAAUGAUUCUGUUGUGAUGGGGAUUAAAAGAGAAGAACUUCAAAAUUGUGAUGAUGUUUCUGACAAGGAAACUGAGCCACCAGUGAAACUUGAGGACAAAUCAGCCAGUCCUGAAGUAAAAUUGUCAGUUUCUUCUUUUAUUCCCACUAUUAAAGAAAUAACACCACAAGAAAAAAGAGAACCUGUGACCCGAUCACCAGAUCAACCUGUGUCAAUUGUCAAAGAGGAAAAAUUGGAGCCAGUUCUUGAGUCAUCUCACUUGCAGUCUCUUCCAACAGAAGACAGCAAACACAUUGCUCCCAAGCUAACUGUAACUCCUCCACUCACCGUUGCAGAGCCAGAAAUUGAAAUGGAAACAAAAUUGGAGCUGAUUGAACCCAAAGCAAAAUCUGGAGAUAGCUUGGCAGUGGAAAAUAAUCCUCUUGUAGAGGACAAGCCUCCCACUCCCGGUGGUUCCAUAAGUGGUUUUGAGAAAGAGACAAAAGAAUCGACUUACUCUGACUAUCCAAAGAUUGAUGACAAAUCUGAAAUCUUAAAAGCAGAACCUAAAAUAGAAAUUCAGGAAACAAAACACUCUGAGGAAUCUCAGAAGACUGAGACUGACAUUGAGGCUGGUAUGCCAGAGUUAGAAGCUGAAAUAAAGCCAUUUCCAAAUCGCAGACAGCCCAAAAAUAAGAGGGCAAAACAACAAGCAGUAGUACGCACUUCACAACCUUCCCAAGUUGUUGCCACUGAGAAACCAGCUACACGAAAAAGUGAAAGGAUUGACAAAGAGAAGCUCAAACGAGCUUCAUCUCCUCGGGCGUCUGAGCCAAAAACACCAUCCAAGUCACCUAUUCAUGCAUCAGAUUCAGAGCAAAACCGUGAGUCAAGUCUGAUCCAUGGGAGAACACGUCGCAGGAAUGUAAGAUCAGUUUAUGCCACUCUACAUGAAGAUGACCAAGCUAGCAAAGAAGUGGUUGAGUCCCCCCGCUCUAUGCGCAAACGUGGUGCUGACAAAGAACCAGUUCAGCCAGAAAUUCCGAUUCCAGCUACGAAUACAAGGCGAGGGCGUCCACCUAAAAGAGGUGUCAAGCGUGGUGAAGAUUUAUCACCAGUCAAAACAGAUCAGCAGAAAACCACAGAAGAUGAAACAGAGGUCAAAGAAUCUUCAACUCCAGUUGAGGUUGUGAAAGCCUCUGAGGGAUGGCGGUCGCCCCGUACCCAGAAAGUGCAACAAUCACAAUUUACUACAUCUGCUCCAGUUACCAAGAAAGGUGGUAGAAUAGACAAACAGAUUGGAGGCACUGCCCUUCUGGCAGACCAAGCAGAUCCGGGAAGUCAAAAUGAAUCGGAACCUUUGCACAAAGCUGAUUCUGUACUGUUGGGGAAGUUUUCAGAGAAACCAGAAAAUACAAGGUUACCAGUGCAAAGAAAGGAAAAAGAGUUAAAAGAUUUUGGUGGAAAGAAGUCUACUGAUGGGGAUAUUGAAACUCUACAUGCCGGCUGUGUUGAGAAGAGACAACAGCCUGAAAAGAGUGUUAAGGUGAAACCAUCAAGGCUUAAAAGAAAUACCAAGCAGGCCACUGGAGAUAAAUCACACAGUUUAAAAAAUCUUGAAAUCCGUGUAAGCGUUGAUGAUGUAAAAGGUUUAAUUCGCUCAGAGGAAGAUGAGGCAGAGUCGUUUGAAGCACCUUCUUUAACUAAAACCAAGAAAGAUGUACAGGACAAGGACGUUACAAAGAUCUUAGGCUUUCCUGAAGAAUCAAAAGAACCUGGCACCCAGGAAAAGGAAGACAUCAUAUCAGACACUGAACUUCCUGCAGACCCUGCUGCACUCUUAGCACGACAGAUGGAGUUAGAGCAAGCAGUUGAAAACAUUGCUAAACUUACAAGUGAGCACCCCCCUCGACCCUACAAAGAGCCACAUUCAGAGCAACCUACAGCAUUGCCUCCAGUCAUAGUAGAGCCAGAGGGUGAGGUUGAGGAGGAGAAGCCAGCCAAUCCUGCAAGUGAAACUGAACUUGCAGCUGCUAUUGAUUCCAUUACAGCUGAAGAAACUUGUGCAGAAGCAGAUGGUUUCACGGCUUCUUCAACUUACACAGCUCUCAUUCCUACACCUGAACCCCUUAUAUCCCCCUCUUCCAAUGAGAUUAUUGAGCCUGAAACACACAUGGUUAUCAACAAUGUUCUCCCUGCUGACUCAGAUGAGGGUCCUCUUUCACCAAGCCCAAGGGGGCUAAUGGCAGAUUCUAAAGAAGCUGAGGAUACCCCUGUACUUGAAACUCCCAAGAAAACUGGUAAAGGUAGAGCAAAAACGCCAAAGAAGUCUAGAAGUCGUAAAGGUGCUGCCAACAAGAAAGGGGAUACUACAGAAGACGUUUUACAACCUGAGCCUUCUCCAAACAAGUUACCAGAGUCAAUUCCAGAGGAUCCAGAAACCAUUACAUCAAAAGCAGUUACUUUUACAGCAGCGGCCUCUGUGGUCACUGCUGUUGCGACUUGUAGACGGGACGUCACAAGUGCCAUAACUGUUGACACACCCAAAGAGGCAGAACAACCUGAAGUAGAGCAGCCUGUACCCAAAGAAUCUGCCUUUCAUGCAGGCACAAGCAACAUCUCCAGCUCUAAAAAGCAUCCCUCAGCAACAGAGCCAUCUACCCCUACACUUGCCCAGGCUUCUGCCCGACCACAACCAGUAUCCCAGUUUAAUGUACCCCUGCUUCGGCCUUCAAAAAUGUCUCUUUCACCAGACUGGCUUCCUAGAACUGAGGAAAGUAGAAUCUAUGUUGCUCCUUCAUGUCAGGUAACAGUGGUUACCCCUUCUGCACCACCUUCAACUACACUUGGAAACCCUUCAACAAAUCCCCCAAUGCCUCCUGAUACCAAGGCAUCAGAUAUUGAUCCAAGUUCCAGCACCUUAAGGAAAAUCCUUAUGGAACCAAAAUAUGUAUCUGCAUCAAACAGCAAUUCCAUACCUACCACUAUAGUGACAUCUGUGCUCUCAGAUCCUUCAAGGAUUUCAGAGAAUGAUAACCCUGCUGAUAAAAUGGUUUCAAGACAGUUACAUCCUGAAGAGAGACCACAUUUACCCCCGCAGCCCAUCCACCACAAACCCUUCCCACUGACAGAGUCUCAACAGAACUGUGGCGAUAAACCUCAGCAUACUGUUAUUUCUCCUACUACCUCAGUUAUAAGUCGAAUUCCAAUGCCUUAUGAUACGGAGGAAACUCCACGAAUUUCACUUAGUAAUCGAAGUAUUGGCCCAUCUAUACCGAAGCAAAAAUAUAGAUCAAACUCAAAUGAGAACAAUCGCUACCAUGGCAUGGAUAUAGUCGAAGAUGGGGCCAGAGGGCGCUCUGUUGUUGAGACCACUCCCUACAGUACAGGCCCCAGUCCAGGCCUGAGGGUCAAUACAUCAGAGGGUGUUGUAGUUCUCAGUUACUCCGGCCAGAAGACCGAAGGGCCUCACCGGAUGAGAGCCAAGAUCAGUCAGAUUCCUCAAGCCAGUGCUGGUGAUAUUGAGUUUCAACAAUCUGUGGCCAAAUCUUCAGUGAAGCAGGACCCAGUUAUGGCAUCAUCCCAGUCACCUACUCCGAAAGUAGCCCCGACUUCUUCAACUUAUGGACACACAGGAGUUCUCUUGACAGGCCAAUCUUAUAACUCUCAACCUGUAAUUUCUAGUACCAAACAGGAGAGUCUAGGAGGUGACAAGUCUGAUGCUCCAUAUCAUACAACAUCCCAGGGUGGCGUGGUUAAAAUGUUUCAACAGCCAGUCAGUACUUCUCAAGUCUUGAUGUACAACCAAGCUGUGAUACAGCAUCAGCAUGCUAAAAGAGGCCUGGGGACAGAACCUCUACCCAAAAAAAUGGACAUUGGCAAAACUGUUCAGCAGUCUAACCUGAGCCCAGUUAUGAGUCCACUCCAACCAUCACUAUCUGGAAAUCGCAUGAGCCCUAGCCCUGGCAUUCCAACUGAUAGGACAGCUCUCCACCUAAAGCAGGAACCCCAGUCCCCACGAACAGCUGUCCCAUCCCCUCUUCCCUUUGCCAAAGCCUGCCCUCCAAGCAGUUCACCAAGAGGAUCAUCUGUAGUUUUGGGUCAUGGCAUUCCACCAAUGUCUACAUAUCAUUCUAGUAUUCAUCACCCUCAUUCAGAGCAAUCCUCUGUGAUAAUGCAGCCGCACAGUGUCACACAGUCAAUGGCUCAUGAAGCAAGGAUGAACACCCCACCGAUGAGUGGGAUAAACUACGCAAGGAGAGGGGACUCUAUGUCUUCUCCCCACACCGGACCUUCACAGCGCUCUAAUACACCACAGCCUAAUGUUAUACGAGAUAUGGUACUGCAGACUCACUCAAGUCCCAAGGCAUCAGUAUCAGUUGGUGGUGGAAGCAAUGCAAAUGAAGAGGACCCCAGGCACUUAAACCAAGCUCUUAGCAGACCUUCAGUACCCCAGCUCCACUCAGAUGUAAUGAUGAUUCACAGUGAUCAUCGUGGGCUUCACCCAAGCAUACGCAUAGACCAGUACAGAGACAUGCACCAGCACAUUCUCAUGCACCAGCAACUGGGAGAACAGGCCACAGUGGAAUCAAGGCAGUCUCGCACCUCAGAGUCUGCAGCAGCUACACAAAGCAACAUCUCUGGGUUGUCAAAGAGUCCAUUGAUGGGAAAGGGCAUUGAACCUUCGAAAGAAUCUCUCAAACCACUUGAAGGGAAGCUAAUACAUCCACCCUUGAACGAUGGCAGGAUAAGGGGAGUCCAUGCAUCUAGUCCUGUUAUGGUGUCUCCACAUUCCCAUGGGGUUCACCUGAUGCAUCCACCAAGUGUGGGCCCCUUUUCAGUGUACCGGGACAUGAGGGGUUUCCCACCUCAAUUUCCAGGACAACCUUCAUCAGGACACAACCUGGCAAGCCAAGGCAUUACAUCUUCACAGGUUCCCCUGGAGUCUGCCCUGGGUUCAAGGGAUAAGAUAUCUCAGCCACAUGGGGGAGGAAGUGAUUCCAAAAAUGACAGUUCCCAUCUUCGCCAUGCUACCUCUACAGAUCAUUCACACAUUUCCCGGAUAUCUGGGGAUGCACUCUCACCCUCAUACCAGUCUCCCAUGACAUCCCCAAUGUGUCUUACUAACAAGCCAGAUCCAUCUCUGCAGAAGGGUGCUCCAACUUUCCUUCCAACACCUCCGCCAGCAGUACCCUCAUCAGGUUCAAUGCUAUCACAGCGUGAUGCUAAACUGGAACAUUCAGGCCAUCGUUCCAUCGACAUGGUGCAGCUUUUAACGAAAUAUCCAAUAGUAUGGCAAGGCCUUUUGGCACUGAAGAAUGACCAGGCUGCUGUCCAGUUGCACUUUGUUUCUGGCAACACAUUGCUAGCUCAGCGCUCCCUGCCACCCCCAGAGGGAGGUCCUCUUCUACGCAUUGUCCAAAGGAUGAGACUUGAGGCCUCACAGUUGGACAGUGUUGCACGUAGAAUGACAGUGGAGAAUGAUUACUGUUUGCUACUGGCUCUACCCUGUGGUCGAGACCAAGAAGACGUCCUUGGUCAAACCCAAGCCUUGAAAAGCGGCUUCAUCACCUACCUGCAAGCCAAACAGGCAGCUGGCAUCAUUAAUGUGCCCAACCCUGGCUCUAACCAGCCAGCCUACGUGGUGCAGAUAUUCCCUCCGUGUGAAUUCUCUGAAAGCCACCUUUCUCGUCUGGCCCCGGACCUUCUCAACAGCAUCUCCAGCAUCUCCCCUCACCUCAUGAUUGUCAUUGCCUCAGUUUGAUUACCUCCAUCGUUUUCCUGAACAAAGCCAACACCAGCUGUUCUGGAUUCAUCCAGUUUUUUUAAACUGGAAUUGCCUCAUAUUUUUAUGAGUUUGACUUUUGUAAAUAUCUGAUUUAGCACGUGCUCACCUUUUUUUCUUCACUUCACCGAGUCCUUAAGCCACUCAAUGACAUUGAUUUUCAAAAACUAAACCUUUUCAGAGGGGAUCUGAAGGGUCAAAUGGGAUUUUGAUGACCAUUUUUGAUUUGUCAUUUCAUUUUUUGCCAUUUUUGGAGAUGUUGUGCAUAGCUUUUUCUAAUUCAUAGCAUCAACGGCUACGGAUUGACUCUUCUUAUGGGAUAUUUUUUACCUUCAUAAAAGUGAUUGUGAAUUUCUUUUUUUAAAAAAAGACGAACAAUGUGAGAAGUCAUUGCACUAUGUUAAGAAAAAAAUUGUGAACUCUGUACAGAUUUGAGUAUAAAUUAUAUGUUAUGAAAUUACUCUUGUAAACAGCCAUGCUUGAGCAAGUCAGAAGAAAAUCAUUGCCUGGGAAAUGAUGGAGAGUCAUUUCAGCCUGAUCAAUCAUACUGCUUUAGCUCUUUUGCCAUCAGCCAACUUCUACGUCAUUUCCAGACCCAACUCUCCACCCUGAAGUGUUCCCUGCCCCAGGAACUCCAGACGGGACUUUUAGAGUUGUACAGUUUACACUCAAUGCCUCAACAGGGGACUGUAUAAAGAAUAUUUAAUUUGUUUAUUUUUGUUUGCAUCUUCUUAAGCCUAAGGGUAUUGUUGACAAUUGUGAAACUGUAAAUAUUAUAAAUAUUUAAAGACUGAAGCAACGGGGAGAGACCAAGUGAAUUAUUUUACCAGACAGAUCAUCAAAGCUCAAUGUUUUUUCUUAUGUUUUUUGUUUUGUUUUGUUUUGUUUUUGUUUUUGUUUUUUGGGGAGGUUGUGGGGGGGGGUGUAAAGCAGGGGACUGAACAGACCUGUAAUGGAUUCAGUUAAGAAAUUCAAGCAAAAACAGUUUUUGUUAUUAUGUGCCAAAAGGUCUUUUGCAAACUCUCUACACACGCAUUGUAUCUGAAACAGAAACUGAUCAGAACCUAUUUUCAUAUGUGACUUUGUAUUUACCGUUCAGAGGGCAGACUUUAUUCCUUUCUUUUGGGAAAAUUCAUCAACCCAACUCUGUUACUUCAAUGCUUUUUACAUGACGUCGUCGUAUCCUCAUUUUGAAGGAACUAUUGUAUUGUAGGUUUGAUUUUCUGUUUAAAGUCCUGUUCCCCUUCUCCCUGAUGUGGUCCUCCACUGCCCCCUGCUGUCUGAAAAUCACGCUCUACAUGUAAAGACUUGCAUACCAGGGUCAUUUAAGUCGUGACUCCAUGGCAGAUGAGUUUAGCAUGCUUUAUUUUCAAAAAUGCUUCAGUCAAAUCAUAGAGGCAAAGAAUGUGACUUGAACUUGAUAUCAUGCCGCUAAUGGAUGUGUUGAUCAUCUGUCUAUCCCUCCCCUUUAAAUGUCUUUUUGAGCCAAGCUGUACAUACUGAUGUCUUUAAUCUGUGCUCUUGUGUAUUUUCCCCCUUUAUAAUUGUCUUUCUUCAGGGUCCUUAUUUUUGUUUUGUGCAACAAAACAAAGCAGUCUGAAAGAGACGGGAGAGGAGGCGUGUGAAACCGAUGCUGAAAGUAAAACCAUGCUUGUCAGUUUUUUGUGAUGUAAAUAUUUCUAUGACUGCAAGCUGAAUACUCUCAUGGUUAUGUUGAAGGCACUUAUAAUUUUUGAUAAACAAAGAAGACGAAAAUACUGAAAAAAACGGUGAUUAAUAUGAAAACUGUCUUUUGAUCAAUCUUCAUUUUGAGUGUAUUUUGCUGUUCCUCCAUGAGGAAUUUUAAACUGUAAAAUAAAUGGUUGUUUAACUUACUUCUGAAGAUCAUUAAAUGGUCCGUCACUCUUG
Cheilinus undulatus (humphead wrasse) is the source of this 12821-nucleotide messenger RNA. It is a transcript of the gene spen, whose product is annotated as spen family transcriptional repressor. The coding region runs from base 267 to 10892 and encodes 3541 amino acids. The transcript has 15 exons. Gene Ontology annotation, molecular function: mRNA binding. Gene Ontology annotation, biological process: regulation of transcription by RNA polymerase II. Gene Ontology annotation, cellular component: nucleus. The record is from RefSeq and is a predicted model, not a curated record. NCBI's taxonomy places the organism in Eukaryota, Metazoa, Chordata, Actinopteri, Labriformes, Labridae.